AUGGUUCAUUACUUGGACGUGAGAGGUGGCUGGGAUCUGAAGGCAUGCGAGUGCUGCUUCGACCGGGCAGUGAGCAGCCGCGCACAGUGCGCUCUCGACAUGGCCGACCUUAGUAGCUUUCGCCGUGAAAUGAAGAACUCGCUUUCUGAUUACGUCCCUGCUCAUCCACAUCCCCGUGCAUCCUGGUCCGAGCUCAAGUGGGAGAUGAGGUAUCCAGUGCGGGAGUCUGAACGCCUGCAGGGGAUGGCAGCGGUGGAGGAGCUGAAGAGGAAGGCAGCAUUCGCGCCUUUACAAUGCGGGCUGGAGAAGGCGCAUGCGAAGAGGAAGGAGGGAGCUGAAGGAAAUACUUUUCAGAAGACGCAAAAUAGGGAAAUUGAGAAGAGGGGAGUAGGUGAUGGCGGAAAGGGUACUGCAGGGGAGAAGAAAGGUGGCAGGGAUGGGAAGGAUGGGGAUUGGAAGAAGCAUUUGAAGGGGCGUGUGUGGGACAGGUAUGUGGAUGGCAUGGCUUGGAUUUUGGAGCGUGGAGGAGCGGAAUGGAGGCAGUUUGGGUGCAUCCACUGCCAGAUGGGCGGCGGCAGCGGUGGUGGCAGCGGUGGUGGCAGCGGCAGUAUUGAUGGGCUUGGCUGCCGGGGCAACAAGGAAGGCAGGAAUAUUCCCAAGGGCAUGUAUGUGAGUGGCGUGGGUGCCACUGACUUCGCCUUUACAGUCGCCACGUUGUUAUCUAUGCGGAGAUAA
Closterium sp. NIES-65 is the source of this 735-nucleotide messenger RNA. Lineage: Eukaryota; Viridiplantae; Streptophyta; Zygnematophyceae; Desmidiales; Closteriaceae. The record is from the annotation of a GenBank genome assembly.